CAACAACGCACACAUUUCGAAGCUAUACUAUAUAAAGCCAGAGACGCGUCUUUCCAGCCUGGCUUCUUACCAUGUUGUUCUAUUCGGGGCCCACACCCCAACAAAACCCUAGUUAAAUCCCCAAAAUACCCCUAGAUCUUCACAAAAAUACUCUCCCUCACUCUUCACUCUGGUUUCGAUUCCCCCAUUUCCUCACCAUGCCACCGAAACUCACACUCGUGUUGGUGGUGCUGUUUUUCGCCCCCGUUGACGCGCAUUUUCCGGCAACCGGAGAGCUUCCAACGUUCCGCGAGGCGCCGGCAUUCCGCAACGGAAGAGAAUGCCGCAACCGCGCGCGGAGCGACUCCGUGAUCCACAUCGCGAUGACGCUGGACGCGACCUACCUCCGCGGCUCCGUCGCCGGUGUGUUCUCCGUCCUGCGGCACGCAUCAUGUCCGGAGAACAUCGUGUUCCACUUUAUCGGCACCACGCGCCGAAGCACGGAGCUCCGCCGCAUCAUUACCGCGACGUUCCCGUACCUCGCCUUCUACCUGUACCAAUUCGACGCGAACCUCGUCCGCGGCAAGAUCUCGUAUUCAAUCCGACGCGCGCUAGAUCAACCGUUGAACUACGCGCGCAUGUACCUCGCGGAUCUUCUUCCGGCGACCGUCCGGCGAAUCAUCUACUUCGACUCCGACCUCAUCGUCGUUGAUGACGUGGCGAAGCUAUGGAGCAUUGAUCUCCACGCGCGCGUGCUCGGCGCUCCCGAGUACUGCCACGCUAACUUCACGAACUACUUCACGCACCGCUUCUGGUCGAACCCUAGCUACGCGGCGUCGUUUAAGGGACGUGACGCGUGCUACUUCAACACUGGCGUAAUGGUUAUCGAUCUAUGGAAGUGGCGCGAGGGAAGGUACACGGAGAAGCUCGAGAGGUGGAUGCGGAUCCAGAAGCGGAACCGCAUCUAUGAGCUAGGUUCAUUGCCGCCGUUUCUGCUUGUUUUCGCCGGCGACGUGGAGCGCGUGGAGCACCGGUGGAACCAGCACGGCCUCGGCGGCGAUAACCUCGAAGGUCUCUGCCGAGAUCUGCAUCCCGGUCCGGUGAGUUUGCUUCACUGGAGCGGCAAGGGGAAGCCGUGGCUGCGAAUCGAUUCAAAGAAGCCGUGUCCGUUGGAUAGUCUUUGGGCUCCGUACGAUCUCUUCCGUCACUUGCCGUCGCUGUUCUCCGAUUCAUAGCUAGGGUUUUGGUGCGGGUGCAUGGGCUUUUGACGUGGGGAGUGCCUCACUUGAUUGCUGCCACUUGCUCCUCCUCGUCGUCGUCGUCCAGCUGAAAGGAAGUGUGAUUGGAAAUGACGGAAAAGGACACGCGAGUGUGAGGGAGAUGUGAUACGUGGAUAAAGGGUGACGUGGCUAUGUGUUUGGAUGAUAUGAUAUUAUACGGUGACCUAUUUUGAGUUUGGAUGAUGAUGAUGAUGAUUGGGUUGCGAUGGUUAUUAAUUUUGUACAGUAUUGGUAGGUAGAUAGUGCAGUUUACACUCUUGCCCCUUGUGGUAGGGUAUGCGCGUUAGGCACUCUUCACCGGUUCUUAGUUCUUACACUUGGAUGGAGGGUUUCUUCGCCUAAGUUCUAGUGUUCGUUUAUUUUUUGUUCAAAUAAAAGGAACUAAAAGAGUGUAGUGUGGCGGGUGGUAUGGUUGACGGGGCAAUUAUCAUUUUGUUUCAGUGAGACCAAAUAGAAAAUAUCAAAAUACGAGUUCGACACAGCAAUGUUUUCAGAUUAAAAACACUGUUGUCAUAAGCAGUGUUAAGAAUCUGUUUAUUUUAGUUUUUAGGAAAAUUAUUUUUGAAAAUUUCCAGUGUAUUUCUUUAAGGAUUGAACUUUAACAAGGUUAUAUUUAUAUUGUUUUGAA
Messenger RNA from Glycine soja, 1887 nucleotides. RefSeq names its product probable galacturonosyltransferase-like 3. Gene Ontology annotation, molecular function: glycosyltransferase activity. The transcript has a single exon. Gene Ontology annotation, cellular component: Golgi apparatus. NCBI's taxonomy places the organism in Eukaryota, Viridiplantae, Streptophyta, Magnoliopsida, Fabales, Fabaceae. The record is from RefSeq and is a predicted model, not a curated record. Bases 198 to 1214 code for a protein of 338 amino acids.